This is a messenger RNA of Corythoichthys intestinalis (scribbled pipefish), 1204 nucleotides long. RefSeq names its product ubiquitin carboxyl-terminal esterase L1 (ubiquitin thiolesterase) (gene uchl1). The transcript is spliced from 9 exons. NCBI's taxonomy places the organism in Eukaryota, Metazoa, Chordata, Actinopteri, Syngnathiformes, Syngnathidae. Gene Ontology annotation, biological process: ubiquitin-dependent protein catabolic process; protein deubiquitination. The record is from RefSeq and is a predicted model, not a curated record. The coding region runs from base 16 to 678 and encodes 220 amino acids. Gene Ontology annotation, molecular function: cysteine-type deubiquitinase activity. Gene Ontology annotation, cellular component: cytoplasm.
UUAAAUAUUGCCAACAUGGAGUGGACACCGAUGGAAAUCAACCCCGAGGUGCUGAACAAGUUGAUGAGUAAAGUUGGCGUGGGUGAGGGCUGGCGCUUUGUCGACGUCCUCGGAUUGGAAGCUGAACAAUUAUCCGCCGUUCCGAAGCCCUGCUGUGCCUUGAUGCUGCUCUUUCCCAUCACACAGGAGCACGAUUCUUUCAGACAACAACAGGUGGACAAAGUGGUGCGGAGUUCCGACGCUUACUUCCUCAAGCAGACGGCCACCAAUUCCUGCGGCACCAUCGCUUUGCUGCACGCUUUGGGAAACAACCAAAGCAAACUCACCUUCGAGCGUACUUCUGUGCUGAAGAAGUUUCUGGAUGAAACUGCCAAGAUGUCUGCUGACGACAGAGCCAAACAUCUGGACAAGAAUCAGGCAAUUCACGAUGCUCACAAUGAAGUAGCUGCACAGGGACAGUGUAGGCCAGAAGCAGAUAAAGUCAACUUCCAUUUUAUUGCCUUUGUCAAUGUGAAUGGGCAACUCCUUGAAUUUGACGGGAAGAUGAACGGCCCACUGAACCACGGAUCCACCAAAGAUGAAACGCUGGUAAUGGAUGCCGCCAAAGUGUGCCGAGGCUUCGUGGAGCGAGGACAAGGCGAAGUCCGCUUUUCGGCCGUGGCGCUGUGUCGCGGUUAAAUUCCCCGGCGGGCUGAAACGUUGACCGCAAAAUGCAUUCGUUAGCAUUUUCUGAGCACUGUCAAGCGAGUAUCGUUUUCACUCGACACGCAUACACAAUGUGGCUUAUACACACACCUCAUUUUGAUCCACAUAAUCAUUCUUAGAUGUGAACUAAACAAAUCUGGCUGCUGUUUCUUUUUUUUUUUUUUUUUUUUUUUUUUUUUUUUGCACAAGCACUUGUCUCUUUUUGUACGUGUUUGUUAUGCUUGGCGGACCAAUGGGAAUGGAGAAGAGAAAGGAAUCCUUUUUGGACUGUUUAGAUGCCUCUUGCUGCUAAUUGGUUGAUGUGAUGUUCCUCACAGCCCAAAUGUAGCUUUUGAAUGUUUGUCGACUUAGUUGGACUCAAUGUGAAGCAUUUGAAGAGUGCCAUUAGUUUGCUUUACUAUGCACAGGUUAGAAUUGUGCGUGUGUUGCUGUGUUUUUGGGCACUGUUGGCAUGAGUGGCUGUUACUGACUGACACCAAUAAAGUGCUUUUGAUGGUUU